GGCUCCCGCUGAAUUUCUUUGUGUUCGUUUGAUCGUGAAAAACAAACAAAUUAGUUCUGCGACGCCAAAACGGCGUUUAUACCUAAAUUGCUCUUGCUGAAAAACAUGUCUUGAAGCAGUAUGAAAAUUUCAUCAAAUUUAAGGUAAUGUAAAAUCCCAAAUCCAUAUAAUUGCAAAUGUGGCAUCAAUGAUUAAAUGAAUAAUUUUAGUUUGUUUGCAGCGGAACAACUUUCCAAGGCGGUUUGUCUUAAAAUCUAUGUAUCCCCAGCUGAAACACGUACGCGGUUGUUCUGAUAAGAAACUAGAUUGAUUUCCACUCCGAAAACAUCCGUAGUUUCCACUGACAUAAAACCUUCUCAGUUAUAAAUGAUCGUGUCUUAAACCCAUCGACAGUACUUUUUCUCUUCAAUUUGACAAAUCUUAAGUUACUGUAGUAAAAUUAAAAAAUAUCAUUUAUAAAACUAAUAACAGAAACGUAAUCUUAAAUCAGAUAUGAAUUUCGUAUCUGUCUUUUUCUGUCAAACUCUUUGGUCUGCUUUCUCUCCGGCAUAGUCACAAAACAAAAACCUUGCUGUGAUUUCUUUCUCGCCGAAUCAGGAAUAACGCUAAGUUUUAUUUAGCACUUGAAACAUUACCGGAAUUUUUCGAGGACGAAUUAAGCUAGAAAACAUGCAAACACCAGAUGACGCGGCAGACGUGUUUGUAGAAGACACUUUAGGAAAAACAAGAGAACACCCAAUCGCUCACAAUGUGACAAUGAAAACAACAAAUGCCUGCUAAAUUUGGCACUGAUGACGUCACGCGUCCAUCAAAGCGUUUUGCAUUUGAUGGGCUUAAAAUUGAGCUGUAAGAAAAAGACUAGUUCAUAUGAAAACUAACUACUCUGGUGGAAGGAGGUAGCACAUAAGCACAGACGUCUUUCAAAUUCACAAAGCCCGCAUCGUUAUUCAUAAAUUAUAGGGAAAGAUGGUUCUACGUUUCAGCCCGUUCAGGUUCCCUAGCUGGUCAUUUGCCGACUGGGCCCAGUUUGAACUGGACACUUUGGAAGAUAUUUUCAAGAGAUCAGACUGGCAGGAGAGAGCCCUUAAACCUGCUCUGUCCUCAAUUCUCGCCCCAGCUCUCUGCGCCGUUUACGCGUCAUAUGAAGACAAGUCCAUCUCAAAUCUCGAAGAUGAUCAUGUCAUUUGGGACCGUCAUUACACUCUUAAGGAUUUGUCCAGCAUUGAGGUGAAGAUACAGCGAGCCGACAGCCCCACAUCCUCGCGAAACAGCUUUUUCCUCCCGAUUGGCGAUGACCGUGAGAGACCUCGGUCACCGGAACUGCUGUACCCGCCUAUUGCUAACAUAGCCGAGAUUAAAGAAAAGCUUCCCCCGCCAUGCGAUUCCGGAAGAUCUUCGCCAAUCUUCGUCUCAGGAUACGAAGCCGAAAGACAAAGAAAUGACAUCAAGCAAUUCGGACGCGAAGUGGCUUCCAAACUCGCCGAGAGAAGAGCUGAAUACGCUAAGAGGAGGAUGAAUCAACUUCAGGAAGAAAAUGAAAUAAUUGAGCGCAACAUAGAGGAGGCAGUCAAAAGUAAAAUGAAACAGCUUCAAAUGGCGGACCACUUAGAGAAGGACGGAACAUUCCUGAAGGACAGGAGAGCCAAACUAUGGAGACGGUGCGCAAAUAUGGCGGAAAUCCUGGCCAAAGAAGAAACAGAGGCGAUAUUAUGGCAGAAAAGAUACAAAGAAGCCAUUGCAGUUGUGUCUGGAAGCUUUGCUUUUUUCUAAUCUCGUAUGUUGAUAGGCAUGUACGUGCUGUUAGAAGGCGGUGUGAUGGUUCGUUCAGACGGAGACGAGGAGACGAAACUAUGACGAGUCUCGUCAUGAGAACGGGUCCUGUCAAAAGAAAGAAGACCCAGGACCGCAGCAGCUCCCAAUCCCAGAAAUGAAAUUGCGGAGUCAAAGAUGGUUAUUUUUCUCCCGUCCUGAAUGAUACCUGACAAUUUUGUAUAAAAAAUAAGACCGAGUAAAAGAUCUACGAAAAAAUAAAGGCAUCACAAGAGAGGCCGGUCUCGAGUAAAAUGUCAGUUCUGAGAAUGAAAAUGAAAGAUAUAAACAAGAACGAGGAUACAUACUGUCUCAAUGUGAUGCGAUUUUCUUCCUUGUGAAAACGGGUCUACAAAAUUACAUUUAAUUCGAAGGAGAUCACCGAGGCAAUUAACGUGGUUGAGACCGAAGAGGACUGGAAAGUAUUACGAACGGGAGACUUGAACAAAACAUAAAACAUUUAGGCGUCGAAACAGUUCAUGAUGCACCAGUAAUUGAACUGAAUAUUUAUUGUAAACUUUUUAUAUAAAUUGAACUGUUUUGGGAAAACGUUUGACUUCAGUAUAGCUUCUUUCUUGUUCGAAAUCUUUCUGCCGAUCGACCGCAGUAUACUACCAUGGAUUUUUUAUUUGCUGUGCAUGACGAUCAGCAGACCAAAGGCUACUGAAAAAAUGAUGUGACAUUUAUUGAACAAGGAUUUACCAGCAAUAUAAAGUUAAAAUCAAUUAUAUGAUACUUUACAAUUAAUUUAACACACUCUUUCUAAAACAAACAAAUCGAUAUUUCAUUACUUUUUCAAACGCAUGACGGAUGCUUCGAGAAAAUUCCAAAGCGAAAGAUCGAGAUUUUUAUUGCCAUUUGCAUGAUGUAAUAGGUCUUUAAAAUAUUUUCUCGCAUUCACGUGUGCUCUAUACGUAAAUCACGCAAAAAAAAAAAAUUGUGUGAGCGCGUAACGUAAAGUAAGCGCGCGGAAACAUAUAGUAAGAAUACUGGUUAGGAUACAAAUCGUGGAGUAAAACCAAUUUUAAAAAAAUGAAUAUUUUGAAAUCUUUGGUCCUCUUCUUUUAAUCUCGUAGUCUUUUUGGUACUCGCGGUUUUUUCAGGGUUUUUUUUUUAUAAACGAUCUCCGAAAGUAGAUAUGCUGAUUGCUAAUUAUAACCAUAUGCUUGAUAUGCUUGAGAUGCUUGUCUUACUUGACAUGCUUGACUUACUUGAGGUGCUUGACUUACUUGAGAUUCUUGCCUUACUUGAGACGCAUGUCGUACUUGAGUUUCUUGACGUACUUGAGAUUCUUGUCUUACUUGACAUGCUUGACUUACUUAGACCCAACCUAAGUUUUCGGGCAUGUGCAUUUUGGCAGAACUGUUUUAGAAAAAGCGAGAAGCACUUAAUUUCAAAUAUAUUUUGUUCUUUUUAUUUCGCAAUUCGUCGCAACGAGUAAUCUUACUCUGGAAGUCAUUUCCGCACUUCACAUAGCAGGAAUUUUGAAAAAAAUCAAUUGCAUAGAAAGGGACGCAACUGCGCAUGCGUACUGCCGCAAUUGAAGAAAGAUGACCGUUAUGUUAGUUAUUUCAACCGUUUCAAUAACCCUAUACAAACUUUACGAAUAUAGCCAUGAUAUAGCUCAUCAUUACCGACAUCUUGUUAGAAAUUGCAAGAAUAACAUGAAUUUCCACUGAACGCAUCCCACAAGGGCCAACCAGCGGUUGGGGAAUAAUAUGAUUAGUGGGACUAGUUGUAUGAUAUCAUCAGUUAGGGUGAUCCUUACCUGUAGCCCCUCGGGGCACAGUGAGGAACGUGAUGAGAGAGAGGAAAUGAUUCCACGUGAGUUAGCCCUCUCGGACCUGGUGGCCACAACACCCACCGGGAACUCCCCUCUGACACCCUGCUGAUGUACAUAGUACAGAAAACCAUAAUGUAAAAUGGGAAACCUGCACCAAUUUGGUGUGGCUUCUUCCCCGCGUUAAUACAGUUCAUCGCUUUUUCUUCGCACCCAAGUAAAAAUGACGAUUUGAAAAUGAGCAAUACUCGCUACGAUCAAUUCGAAUGCCAACCUCGAUCCCAGGCUCUCUCCUUUGCCAACGACAAGGGAGGUAAGAGAGAGAGCCUGGGUCGAGGUUGUUUGCUUCAAAGAGUUCCUCGAUUUUGUUCGUCUCCAACUUCCGGUUUGCGUGCUAGUUUAUCUUCAAGUUUUUGCCCUUUUUUUUGUAAAAAAAUACUUGUAACCAGAUUUUAGCAUUCUACAUGUAAAUGACAUGAUACACCAUGAAUUGUCCAACAUAUCCAAAAAUUUUAAAUACCAUACACAACUGAAAAAUUGACUUUGACUCAAAAAAUUUGAGACUCCUAAUAAGCAGUGUUGAUUUUAUUCUCUCAUUCUAGAAGAAAAAAUUACUUCAACAUAAUAAAUACUCUGUACAACUUUUGUACACCUUCAUAUGAACGAAUAUUAUUGAUGAAAAUAUAUAUUUACAUCUAUUCACAAAUGUCUUGCAUAUUUAUAAAAUAAUCUCAGAAGUCCCAGCUUGCAAAAGAUAUUUGUAUAAAAUCAAUUUCAAAUUACCUUGCUACGUUACUAACAACAGUUUUACACAAUUAAUUCACCUAAUAAAAACCUCUCAAAAACAUUUGCUUUUUUGACCAAUUUUUCUCUCUUGAAUACUCUAUUCAUGUGA
Messenger RNA from Orbicella faveolata, 4484 nucleotides. RefSeq lists its product as uncharacterized. The record is from RefSeq and is a predicted model, not a curated record. Lineage: Eukaryota; Metazoa; Cnidaria; Anthozoa; Scleractinia; Merulinidae.